This is a messenger RNA of Camelina sativa (false flax), 801 nucleotides long. Its product is annotated as pollen-specific protein-like At4g18596. The record is from RefSeq and is a predicted model, not a curated record. Lineage: Eukaryota; Viridiplantae; Streptophyta; Magnoliopsida; Brassicales; Brassicaceae.
CUCCACGAGAAUAGUUGUCCUCUUCUCAAACAUAUCUCAAUUUAUUGUUUGAAUAUAAAAAGAGAUAUCAAAAAGAAGAGAAGACCAAAAACUAAACCAAAAAAAAAAAAUGGCUUCCAAAGCUAUAUUCUUCUCUUUCUUUAUCGUCUCCGCCCUCUGCUUGUCCUCUCUCGCCUGCUUCGCCGCCGCUGAUGCUGAUGAAUUCGACCGUUUCCAGAUCCAGGGAUCAGUUUACUGUGACACUUGCCGUGUCCAAUUCGUUACCCGUCUCAGCAAAUUCCUCGAAGGUGCGAAAGUGAAGUUGGAGUGCAGGAACAGAACAAACGGAACCGUAACAUUGACCAAAGAAGCCGUUACCGACAAAUCAGGAAGCUACAAGAUGGAAGUAACCGGUGACCACGAGGAAGAAGUUUGCGAGCUCGUCUUGGUCGAAUCACCAGACAGUGGUUGCAGCGACGUCAGCAAAGAGGCUUACUUACGUAACGCCGCUAAGAUCAGUUUGACUGCCAAUGACGGAAUCGUCUCCCACGAGACACGUAUCGUUAACCCUCUUGGUUUCAUGGUCAAGACUCCUUCAGCUGACUGUGCCGCUGCUUUCAAGGAGAUCGGUAUUGUCCCUGACGUCACAUUCUAAGCGAAAAGAGAGAAAGAAAGAAAAAAAAUAUAUGUGACAUGAGAGAUUUACUAUUUGCUUAAUUUUAUCAAGUUUAUCAAUAUUACAAUGAAUAUAUAAUAUCAUCAUUAAUUACUUUUUUCCGCGUUUUGGUUUUGUUUAAUUUGAUAUGUCAGUGAUAUUUUGUU